Meloidogyne enterolobii is the source of this 741-nucleotide messenger RNA. NCBI's taxonomy places the organism in Eukaryota, Metazoa, Nematoda, Chromadorea, Rhabditida, Meloidogynidae. The record is from the annotation of a GenBank genome assembly.
AUGCCUAUUAUGGCUUCUCGUUUAUUUUGUCAUUUACGUUCUGCAAGCACUUCAGCAAGUAAAGUUGUUCCUCCUUCUAUUAAAGUAUUUGACAGAGAAACAAAGCGUAAACAAAGAAAUUGGAGUGCAACCCAAUCUGAGUUUGAAUUAACCAGAUUUAUACGAGAUGAGUUUGGCUAUCGUUUGGCUGAUAAAGUUUUUGAUUUGUUGAAGAAAAAUACAGUUUGUAUCGAUCUUGGAUGUGGAGCUGGGCAUAUUGGAAUGCACUUAAUCAGGGAAAAUGUUGGUUGUUUAAUUCAACUUGAUAUGAGUGAAGCAAUGGUUAGAGCUAGUAAAUCAGCAGAAGAAAAUGAGUUUCCAACUUUUCGUGCUAUUGCUGAUGAAGAAUUAGUUCCAUUUCGUCCAGAAUGUGCCGAUUUAAUUUUGAGUGGUCUUUCUGCCCAUUGGAUUAAUGAUUUGCCAAACUGGUUUCUUCGUUGUUUUCAAACACUUAGAGAAGAUGGUGUAAUGAUUGGUGGAUUGCUGGCUGGUGAAACGCUUCACGAAUUGAGAAUUUCUUUACAAUUAGCAGAAAUGGAAAGAUUGGGAGGUAUUGGGGCACAUGUUUCUCCUUUUGUUGAGGCACAGGAUAUUGCAUCAUUGAUGAAUAGAGCUGGCUUUCAAUUGGUAACUAUUGAUGUGGAUGAAAUUGUGGUCUGUAGUUUAUUCUUAAUUUAUAAAUUUGGCCAGAAUCUUUAUUAA